AUGAGCAUCUCCCGUCUCGUUGCCCUGUUGUUGGCCAACAGCGCCGUCGCGUUGACCGCAACGCAGCAUCUUACGUCCCAGCCGCGACUUGAUGUUGAAAAGACGCUUGUCAAGCAUCUCGCUCCCCGCCUGUCCAAGGACGCGACCAUAGUACUGCCCUCGUCACCCAUUGCCGGACCCUUGCUGGAGCGGGCGACUUCCCCGCGCAUCUCUCCUGGUUAUGCGGUCAUUGUCGAGGUUGCGACGGAAAGCGACGUGCAACAGACAAUCAAGUAUGCAAAUCGGCAUGGGAUGCCCUUUCUUGCCGUCUGUGGCGGCCACGGGGCUCCGUCGACGUUGAAUAGGCUCAAGAACGGCAUCCAAAUCAACAUGCGCAAGAUGAACAACACCAGGUUACAUUCCGACGGACAGACGGCAAAGGUGGGCGGGGGCACGCUGCAGCACGAGCUUACGGCGGCACUCUUCAGCCACGGCAAGCAGACAGCGACAGUCACGGGCUCGUGCGAGUGCAUCUCGGUGGCCGGGCCGCUGCUCGGCGGCGGGCACGGCAUGCUCCAGGCGCGCCACGGCUUGGCCGCUGAUAAUCUCGUCUCUGCGCGCGUCGUGCUGGCCGAUGGGAGCGCCGUCGACGUGUCGGCGACAGAGCACCCCGACCUUUUCUGGGCCCUGCGCGGUGCGGGACACAACUUUGGCAUCGUCACGAGUUUGGAAAUCAAGACGUACGAUGUCCGCGCACCCUGGACGAUAACGACGCUCAGCUUCACGCAGGACAAGCUUGAGGCCUUUUUCGACACGUGGAACGAGCUGCUGGACGCGUACGAGGAUCCUGGGAUGCUUGCCUUGUUCGGCUACAUUCUUCGAGACGCGAACCUCGACUCUAGACAUCCCGUCAUCACUCUGCAAAUGUUCAGCGAGGGGAACGAUUCCGCAUUAGGUGACUACACGGCGGCCUUUCGCAAGCUCAAGCCAGCCGCGGCCUCGACCGUCAACAACAUUCCGUGGGGAGACCUCCACAAGAUGGGCGGCUUCGGCGUGGACGGGCCCCCGUGCAAGAAUAACCGGAACUUGAUUGGGUUUCCGAACUCUUUUGCGCGGUGGGACGUGGCGGCGAUGCGAGAGGGGUUCGAGCUGUUCUCGGAGCUGACGGCCGACCCGGUCUUUGCCGCGUCGCUCGUCCUGCUCGAAACGUACGGCAACAAGGGCGUGCGCGCCGUGCCCGAGCGGGACAACGCCGUGGCGCCCGAGGAGCGGCGCUACGACAUCCUCAUGUCUGCCGAGAUGCUAUGGGCGGGCGACGACGCCGCCAAUGUCGACAAGGCCGCCCGGUACGGGCAGAGGAUCCGGGAGGCCACGAGGAGCCCGUUCUCGCCGCCCCAUUCCUACCUCAACUAUGCCAUGGGGGCCGAGGGCCUGGAGGAGGUGUACGGGCGGGGCGAGGUCAGGCUGGCGAAGCUUAGGCUCCUGAAGGAGGUGUAUGAUCCGCGCAACCGCUUUGGCUUUUACAUGCCCAUCCAGCAGGGGUGA
Messenger RNA from Hirsutella rhossiliensis, 1524 nucleotides. RefSeq names its product FAD binding domain-containing protein. The transcript is spliced from 4 exons. Gene Ontology annotation, molecular function: FAD binding. NCBI's taxonomy places the organism in Eukaryota, Fungi, Ascomycota, Sordariomycetes, Hypocreales, Ophiocordycipitaceae. The coding region runs from base 1 to 1524 and encodes 507 amino acids. The record is from RefSeq and is a predicted model, not a curated record.